AUAGCUGCCGAGAUUGUUCAAGUGAGCACAGUUUUGCUUUGCACACCAUCGAGGUUUAUUGUACAAAUAUAAAAGAGAUAAAAAUAUUUUGUGAUCAUUAUUUUCUUUUGAAAGAAAAUUUAAAAGUUUAAAGUAAAAUUACAGGAGAAACUUUAAACACAAUUACAGGGCAGCAACAUAAAUAUCUGCAAUAAACUCGUCGAUAGUGAUACGACAUAUAGCAAAAAGAAAAUCUAUAUAAUCUCUUGUGAUAUAACUUAAGGAAAAUUGUUGAAAAAAAAAAGAAUUAAAUUGCCUAAAUAUUUAUCCUAUACUUGAUUGUUGAAAGAAAUAUAAAAAUAAAUUUAAAACAAAAAUAAAAUCUAUGUUUAUUGUAUAAAAAGUUGUUGACGAAAAACACCUGAAAGUUAAAAUUAGUUUGUUUGUCAAAUUAGAAGACUGUUGUUAUCAAAAAAUAUUUGAAACUUAUCUGCAAUUUAACGAUAUAAAUAAAUAUAUUAAAUAAUCAAGGUCAAAAUGACAUCAAUCAAUCCUGACAACUAUAAAUUGUCUGACAAGACUGCAAAUCUCACAGCACAUGAAAUUUUCCCUUUCUCCGAAACGGCUCAACCUGAAACAAGAGAAUUUCUGCAGAAGGUUAUUGACAUUCUGUUGGAUUACGUCAAUGCUUGCAAUGAUAGAAAUGAGAAGAUUUUGGAUUUCCAUCAUCCCGAAGAAAUGAAGAAGUUGUUGGAUCUGGAAAUUUCUGAGAAUCCAGCACCUUUGCAGCAGUUGAUCGUCGAUUGUGCUACAACAUUGAAGUAUCAAGUGAAGACUGGUCAUCCCCAUUUCUUCAACCAACUUUCCUGUGGCUUGGAUAUUGUUUCGAUGGCUGGUGAAUGGUUAACUGCCACUGCUAACACCAACAUGUUCACUUAUGAGAUUGCUCCCGUCUUCAUUUUGAUGGAGAAUGUGGUGCUGUCAAAGAUGCGUCAGAUUAUCGGAUAUGAUGGCGGCGAUUCGAUUCUUGCACCUGGGGGAUCCAUCUCCAACUUGUAUGCCUUUUUGGCUGCUCGCCAUAAAAUGUUCCCUGGUUACAAAGAACAUGGACCAAGAGGUUUACCUGGUGACUUGUGCAUGUUCACGUCCGACCAAUGUCAUUAUUCAGUUAAAUCAUGUUCAUCAGUUUGCGGACUUGGCACUGAGAACUGUGUCAUGGUUCCAUCUGAUGAAAGUGGGAAAAUGAUCCCAAGUGAACUUGAACGUUUGAUUUUGGAACGUAAGGCACGUGGACAAAUUCCAUUCUUUGUCAACGCUACAGCUGGAACUACUGUCUUGGGUGCUUUUGAUCCUUUACAUGAGAUUGCUGAUAUUUGUCAGAAGUACAAUUGCUGGUUCCACGUUGAUGCUGCAUGGGGCGGUGGCUUACUUUUGUCAAAGAAAUACAGAAAUCCACGAAUGUCGGGAAUCGAAAGAUCUGAUUCAGUCACCUGGAACCCGCAUAAGUUGAUGGGUGCUUUGCUUCAGUGCUCAAGCAUUCACUUUAAGGAAGAUACUCAACAAGAUGUUACAUGUCAAAUGAAAUUACCAACAGUUGCUUUAACUGUUAAGAAAGAAAACGAAAGGGAAAGAAAAUUGAAGAAUAAAAUUGAAAUUUUCUUUCAGGGUUUACUUUUAAGUUGUAACCAAAUGUCCGCUGAAUACCUAUUUAUGACUGACAAAUUAUACGACAUUGGAUAUGAUACUGGCGACAAAGUCAUUCAGUGUGGUCGUCAUAAUGACAUCUUCAAGUUGUGGUUGCAGUGGCGCGCAGAAGGUGAUGCUGGUUUUGAAGCUCGCAUGGAUCGCUUAAUGGAACUAACUGCUUAUGAAGUUAAGAGGAUUAAGGAACAGUCAGAUAAAUUCUAUUUAAUCAUGGAACCUGAAUGUGUGAAUGUUUCAUUCUGGUACAUCCCAAGACGUCUUCGUGGAUCUCCACAUACACCAGCAAAGGUUGUAGAGUUGGCAAAGAUUUGUCCUAUCAUCAAAGCACGCAUGAUGCAAUCUGGAACAUUAAUGGUCGGUUAUCAACCAGAUGAUCGUCGUCCCAAUUUCUUCCGAUCUAUCAUCUCAUCAGCAGCUGUCACUGAAAAAGAUGUCGAUUUUAUGUUGAAUGAAAUUGAUCGGUUGGGUCAAGAUUUGUAAAUAAAUCAAAAGUUUUAAGUGUCUCGAAAGCUCAAAUUAGAAAGUUUUACGAGAAAACCCAAAGCUUGAUCAUCCAUACAAACACAAUAAUCAAUGAAAUGAUUUUCUUCGUAUUGAGAAAUGUCAAUUUUAAGAGAAUAAUUAAUUAAAUAUUACAACUGCCUAUUCACUCAUCGUAGUAGGAAUUAAAAAAUUAUUUCAUCGUGUCUGUGAAUGUCUGAUGGGCCGUGACUAUUUAGAGAAUAUAUUAAAAUGAAACUAUAUAAGCAACAUUACUAUUAAUCACACAAAAAAUUCCAUACAACCAAGGAGUAUCAUCAUAGAUGACAUAUCAACAAAUUAUCAUGAAAACUUGUUAUUUAUGUGGAGAUUAAUUUUAUGACAAAAGUUUAUUUCACAUUUCACAAAAUGUCUGUUAACUCUAUCAAUUCUUUAUUGAACAAGAAAUAUUCCUAAUUACCUAUGUUGAAAUUAUUCAAUGUAUGAAAUUUAAUUUAAAAAGUAAAUUCAAGAUUUUGGUUUUACUUUUCUAAACUCGAAAUAAUUUUUCUUCGUGUUAUUUAAAAAUGUCCUAAACGUAAAGUAAUUAAGAUGCCUCUAAUAAUAAUUAAACUUUUAGUGAAAAAUGAAAAACUUAUCUAUUUAAUAUUAAUUUAUAAUUAUUGGACUUAAAUUACAUAAAAAAGAAAAAAAAUAGAAUUUACUGGGAAUGUUUAACUUCAUAAGUAACUGUUAUGUAAUGCGAAUGAAAAUCAUGUUGAAUUAUGUUGUUUAACAUUAUUAAUCAAUUCGCAUAAAUAUAAAUGUCAAUUUGUUCAGUUGAGAAUGCUUUGAAUAUUUUUGAAAUUCGCUCACUCACGAUCCGUUUCCACAACGAAGAAAUAAAUCUACUUUAAAUGAAAGUAUUUUAGGAUCCUUAAGCUUGUGUCAUAUAACUGUACAUUGAACUUCAUGAUCAGUGGCUAAGCAUUGAGACAUUUGAAGUCAUUCAUGUACAUUAACAAAAUGAAUCCUAUAUAGAGUCAAUUAAUUAAUAGUUUCUUGAUUCUUACGAGCAGAAGCUCAAUGAAUCACUAGAAUGGUUUCAUAUUUAAAAUAUUUAAUUUAAAUGAAAAAAAAGUUGACUGAAUUAUUAAGAAACGAGUGGAGUAAGAAGCUCAAAUUAUUUAAAUUUUAAAGUUCUUUAUGAAAAAUUUCAACUCUUUAAAAAUUAAUUUAACUUUUAUUUUUAUUUUUCUCGUCAUGUUCUCAGAAACAUUUCGUCGUGUGUAGUGCGCAAUAACAAAAUUGAAUAUAAAUAAUCGUCGAAUCAUAGAAGACGUAGAUGUAAAUUAUUAAAAAAUGGAGAAUUCUUUGGAUAAAGAAAUCGUUUAAUAUUUUAAUUUAAAAUAUUUGUUAGCGGAUGCUUAAAGCAGAAUUAUCUGGCUAUAUUGUCUUAGUCUUCUUUCAAUUGUAAAUAAGAAAAAGUAAAGAGAGUUUAUUUGAAAUUGUUAUCAAUUUAAUAGAAAGCUUUUCAGAACUUUAAAUAUCUAAUUUCAAAAGGGAAAGUUCAAAAACAGAGUAACGUAUAAAUAUCAAAUCAUAUAAUGAUGAAUUGUUUGGAGAAUGUGAAAAGUUUAUCAGAUUAUUAUCCAAGAAAAAAUUGAAAAUAAUGUUAAAGCUUCUAUUUUUUGCGCAGAUGGCUAUAUACAUAUAUUAUAUAUAUUCAUACAUAUAUGUAAUCAUAUUUAUUGAAAGUUUAAAAGUUUUAGAAUGGAAUUUCAACAUGUUGACAUCAACAUUCUAAGAUCGUCAAUUUGAUGAAAUGCUAACAAAAUAAAGAAAAUUUUAGUUGAACCAAAAUAUCAACAAAAGCUCACAAAAGUCUUCCAAAACUCUUAGUUGUUGAAGAGAUUGAAAAAUCCUUCGACAAUAAAUUGUUCUCAAUUAUGAGCAUCAAAAAUAAUUUCCAUAAUAUCGUCUUGUGUGAUGUUUAUGGGUAAAAAAUUUAAAAAUUAACAAAUAAAAUGAAUAAAGAAAAAUUACGAAAAACAAAUCCAUUCCAUUCUAUGUGAUGUUAACUGAAAUGCGGUGUAAGUUUUCGAAUAUAUCUAUAGCUCGUGGCAGAGAUAAGAGGUGAG
Clunio marinus is the source of this 4283-nucleotide messenger RNA. Lineage: Eukaryota; Metazoa; Arthropoda; Insecta; Diptera; Chironomidae. The record is from the annotation of a GenBank genome assembly.